AUGACUGCAAGCGAAAGUGAAGGAAGUUACGGAGCUAUGUUAAGCUCGUUUACGACUUCCGUGAAGGCCGAUUUGGACAGUCCUGUAACAUCGAAUUUUGGCAAUCGUAUUGCUGAAUAUCGUGCCGAGGCACAGCGAAUUGUUGAAGAAGCUGAGGGUUAUACGGCAGAUUUUGAGCGGCUGCGUAAAGUUGCAAAAGAAGUUGAGGAUACAUUAGUGAUUCUUACAAGGCAACUUCUCACUUUUGGGCAAGCAGCAAAAGAGAUCGCGACUAAAUGGACUUCUAAAUCAGAAUCGCAGUAUGAAUCUGAUGUAGCUGUUAUACUCAUGAAAAUGGAAUGUCAUAUCAAAGAUGAAGCUGAUUUGACGAACUUACAAAUGCGAAAUUGGCAAAGUAAUAUUGUUACCCCGUUCCUAACAUUAGUGGAAAUCGGUCGUGAAAUCCGCAAUCGAGGGGUUGAACGAUCAUGUCGUGAUUAUGAAAAUAAAUAUGUGAAAGCUGAAGCUGAUGCAAGAAAGCAUGCAAAA
Molecule: messenger RNA, 528 nt
Organism: Acanthocheilonema viteae
Lineage: Eukaryota; Metazoa; Nematoda; Chromadorea; Rhabditida; Onchocercidae
Source: the annotation of a GenBank genome assembly